AUGAUGAUCAUAAGCGGGGCUUUAAGGGUCUUGUGGCCAGCGGCUGUCUGGAGGACCCUGGCCCCUCCUUGCGGCCUCCACACCUCUACCAGCCAGCUCAACUCCAAUCGCACCUCCAUCGCUUGUAUCCCGAGGGUGAAAUACACCAGGCUCUAUCCAGUCCUGCUGGUCAGACCCGAUGGCUCAACCAUCCACAUUCGCUACAAAGAGCCGAGGCGGAUUCUUAUGAUGCCGGUAGACAUCAACACUCUCUCAGAAGCGGAGCAGAGGGCCCAGCUAAGGAGAAGGGACACUGCCAAGAUUAAAGUGAAAGAGGAAGUCCUGUUUGAAGACGACUUUAAUUUGGACGACUACAGGAAAUUUUGGAAGAAGAAAUGAGGCUCCUUUCGGGAG
Molecule: messenger RNA, 393 nt
Organism: Euleptes europaea (tarantolino)
Lineage: Eukaryota; Metazoa; Chordata; Lepidosauria; Squamata; Sphaerodactylidae
Product: 39S ribosomal protein L55, mitochondrial-like
Exons: 1
Coding region: 1-378 (125 amino acids)
Biological process (GO): translation
Cellular component (GO): mitochondrial large ribosomal subunit
Molecular function (GO): structural constituent of ribosome
Source: RefSeq, a predicted model, not a curated record